Molecule: messenger RNA, 2838 nt
Organism: Rhineura floridana
Lineage: Eukaryota; Metazoa; Chordata; Lepidosauria; Squamata; Rhineuridae
Gene: SLC34A1
Product: solute carrier family 34 member 1
Exons: 12
Coding region: 134-2209 (691 amino acids)
Biological process (GO): intracellular phosphate ion homeostasis; sodium-dependent phosphate transport
Cellular component (GO): brush border; vesicle; apical plasma membrane
Molecular function (GO): sodium:phosphate symporter activity
Source: RefSeq, a predicted model, not a curated record
GUUACGCAAUUGACUGCAACUCUAAUCUGUGAUACUGGAAAAAACAUAUUUGAGAGAUGUGGCUUCUUGUUGUAUAUGAGUGAAGCAGCUGGCACUUACUUGAAGCAAAGAGAUUAGUGUAAGCCCCACAUUUAUGACCUAUGGCUAUUCAGAUUGGCAGGCAAUGAUGCUAUCUUAUGGGAGAGAGAGCCCAAUCCAAUGCCGUCGACCUGCAGGAGGAGGAAAGGUCUUGCGGGCACCACCUUAUUCCUUCUGCCCCAGCCCCCAAGCUCUACAAAGGAUCCCUGACCCAAGACCAUACAUUUUCCCCACAGUCAGCACUGUCAGUCAUCCAGACCAUGGGUACCUUUGCCCAGGUUCUCCUGGGAGACUGGCUAAAAGCAUGGAGAAGUUUGAACUGGACACCUGUUCUUCUAAGCCUCAUCAGAAGCCCCACACCAGUUUGGACGAAGGGCAGAAACCAGCACUUGGCAGAUGUGCAAGAAUCAAAUCCAUCCUCACUUCCCUUCUCAAGGUGCCUCUGAUGUUUGGCUUUUUGUACCUGUUUGUGUGCUCCCUUGAUGUGCUGAGCUCUGCCUUCCAGUUAGCAGGAGGUAAAGUAGCAGGGGACAUUUUCAAGGACAAUGCUAUUCUCUCCAACCCAGUGGCAGGACUUGUAGUGGGAAUCCUCGUUACUGUCCUGGUUCAGAGCUCCAGCACCUCCACCUCCAUCAUCGUCAGCAUGGUCUCCUCGGGGCUGCUGGAGGUACGCUCUGCCAUCCCCAUCAUCAUGGGUUCCAACAUUGGCACCUCAGUCACCAACACCAUUGUGGCACUCAUGCAGGCUGGUGACAGAAAUGAAUUUAAGAGGGCUUUUGCAGGGGCCACCGUACAUGACUGUUUCAACUGGCUGUCAGUGCUGGUUUUGCUGCCUCUUGAGGUGGCCAGUGGCUAUCUGCACCGCAUCACCAAGGUGGCUGUGGCAACCCUCAACUUCCACAGUGGACAGGAUGCUCCAGAACUUUUGAAAGUAAUCACAGAGCCCUUCACUGGCCUUAUUAUCCAGCUAGAUAAGUCAGUGAUCAUAGGCAUUGCCACAGGUGAUGAGAGCUUGCACAACAAGAGUCUGAUCCGAAUAUGGUGUGAAGCAUCAGUCCAACAGAUUUCUGCCUCAAGCUCUAGAGGAAGUUUCCUGAACUGCAGCUCCCAUGCCCCAAGCAGCCUGGACAGUGCUGGGAAACCAGGCAGUGCUGUGCAAGAGAAAUGCAAUCACCUGUUUGUGGACUCCUCUCUACCAGACUUGGCUGUGGGCCUCAUCUUGCUGGCUGGCUCACUGAUUGUGCUGUGCACCUGCCUUAUCAUGCUGGUCAAGCUGCUUCACUCUGUACUCAAAGGCCAGGUGGCCAGAGCUAUCCAGAAAGUCAUCAACACAGAUCUGCCAUCCCCUUUCAGCUGGGCCACGGGUUACUUCGCCAUGCUAGUUGGUGCUGGAAUGACCUUUGUUGUACAGAGCAGCUCAGUCUUCACUUCAGCAAUCACUCCGCUCAUUGGCCUGGAGGUGAUUAGCUUAGAACGUGCGUAUCCACUCACCCUUGGUUCCAACAUCGGAACUACAACCACAGCUAUCCUAGCUGCCUUGGCAAGUCCAGGGGACAAGUUAGCCAGCGCCUUCCAGAUUGCUCUUUGCCAUUUCUUUUUCAACAUCUCAGGGAUCUUGCUGUGGUACCCCCUGCCUUGCACCCGCCUGCCCAUUCAGAUGGCCAAAGCACUAGGUGAGCGGACAGCCAAAUACCGCUGGUUUGCUGUCUUCUACCUGAUCAUCUGCUUCCUGUUGUUGCCAUCGCUGGUUUUUGGACUCUCCAUGGCAGGAUGGCGGGUCCUGGUGGGUGUGGGAGCCCCUUUCUUGAGCCUUCUGGCUUGUGUGGCCUUUGUCAAUAUCAUGCAGUCACGAAGCCCUGGCCGACUGCCGCAGUGGCUUCAGAGUUGGGACUUCCUGCCAUACUGGAUGCACUCCUUGCAACCCAUGGAUGGGCUGAUCACUAGGGCCACACUGUGUUGUGCUGACCAUUGCUCAGGCAGUCAAGAUGAACACAGUGACAUCUCACCUCAGAUUAAAGCCAGAGCAGGCCUGCAUAACCCUUCACUCUCCUUCUUAGAGGAAUUGUCUCUACCACCAAGGCCCUCUCCCCAGCUAAAUUCACCACCAAUGCAAAGUGCUACCCGCCUGUAACCUGUGAUGGAACACAGGCCAACUGUUGCCUGCAGAUGGUGGUGCUCAGCAGAAAAGCAAUGACAGAACUGACCUCUGAAAGCAAGAAGGUGUAUCUGCCAGUGUGUGUGUUGAGCCUGAGCGCUGGUGGCUCCAUGUGUGACUCCAGCUGCCAUAUGUGCACCUGUGUUCCAGCUGUUAUGGAUUCAUCUGCCACUGUGCAUGACACUGUAUGGGAUGUGUGUGUGUGUGCCCAUAAGUGUGCAUGUAAGUGUUGUGUACAUCCUUGUGUGUGGUGUGCAUCCAUGAAUGAGCGCAAAACUGAAAUGCAAUUGUGUUUGUACCUUUUAAUGUGAGGGUGUUUUGUGUGCAGUGCACUGGAUACCUUGCCACAAGUCAGCCUUGAAAUAUGAGCAGUGUCUGAGCUCCAAAUGUUCUGCAUGGUGGCAGCAGGGAAGUUACUUCUGUAGUAAUACUGGGGAUUGUCCUAUGUAGUAUUUUACAGGACAUGCAACACAUUUGCAAAAUAUUAAACUUUAUUAACUCAUGGUGCUUGGAGAUCAUUCUCCACCAUUCUAUCUUGACAACAUGGUGUUAAUAGCCUCUUUCUGACCUCUUGAAUCUUUAAAUUUUUAGGGGCAUGCAUAAUG